Molecule: messenger RNA, 3445 nt
Organism: Lytechinus variegatus (green sea urchin)
Lineage: Eukaryota; Metazoa; Echinodermata; Echinoidea; Temnopleuroida; Toxopneustidae
Gene: aifm3
Product: apoptosis-inducing factor 3-like
Exons: 18
Coding region: 354-2180 (608 amino acids)
Cellular component (GO): cytoplasm
Molecular function (GO): flavin adenine dinucleotide binding; oxidoreductase activity, acting on NAD(P)H; 2 iron, 2 sulfur cluster binding
Source: RefSeq, a predicted model, not a curated record
UCAUUCGAAAAUAAUUAGGCCCGUCAGAUCGGAGAGUGAGACGAUGUUGUUUAUCGUUGCUAUCCGUGAUCAUUCAUGUCAUGUUUCAGUCUUUUUUCUCAUCUUAAAUGUCUCAAGUCAUAAAAUCAGCCAUCAAAACAAGAUCAAGUAACUCUUGCGAUCCGUAGGAUUAGCACAGGUUGGAAAGGAGAUCAUCAUAUCUUUCAAUACAAGGAACUUGGAAAGGACCAAAAUUGCUGUGUUUCUUAUAUAAUCUAGGUUUUGGGGGCAUUUCUAAGACCGUAUGGUAUAGCUGGUGAGUCCAGUCCUUGUUAUUUGAAUGGUAAUUCAUAUCACUAGCUGAGCAUAUAGUCAUGGGUGGGUGUUCAUCUAAAGAUGGGACAGUGAGUCAAGUACACCCUAGUGAUUCACAUACCAAUCAUCAUCAUGAUUCAACACUACCUUCCACUACCCCUCUUCACUCGGACCCCGCCCAAUCCCCUACACCCCCUGGUGACUCCUCCCAUACAGGUGAUGUCAAGGUCACAACAGGUGGUGGUGGUGGAGGUGGGGCUAAUGGGACCGGUCCUGGUCCUGCACCUGUCAAGCCAAGCAAAGUCUUAGACGUGGAGUCUGUCGUUUGUAAGGUGGAUGACAUGAAAGACGGCGAAAUGAGAGAGGUGGAUGUAGGAAAAGGCAAAGCUCUUCUUGUUAAAGAGUUAGGAGAGUUCAGUGCUAUAGGACAUAAAUGUACUCACUACGGUGCACCGUUGGUCAAAGGUGCAUUAUGUAAUGGUCGUGUAAGAUGUCCUUGGCAUGGAGCAUGUUUCAGUACGAAGACAGGAGAUAUUGAAGACUUCCCAGGUCUUGAUAGUGUUCCUAAAUAUGAGGUCAGGAUAGAUGGUGAUAAAGUUAUAGUCAGUGGAAACUCAAAGGAGUUAGCUUCUCAUAAGAGGGUCAAGAAGAUGUGUACAAGAUCCCCAGAUGAUGAUAAGACUGUUCUUAUUAUUGGUGGUGGUGCAGCAUCAAUCACAUGUGCAGAGACAUUACGUCAAGAAGGGUUCAAAGGUCAAGUCAUCAUAGCAACCAAAGAAAAACAUCUUCCUUAUGAUAGACCCAAACUCAGCAAGGCAAUGAACUCCAAACCAGAAUCAUUAUCACUACGUAAUGCAGACUUCUUCACCAUUUAUGACAUCACGAUGAUGACAGAGAAAGAAGCAACAUCUGUAGACACUGUCCUCAACUCAGUAACCUUCCUAGAUGGAGAAAACAUCUCAUUUGAUUACCUACUCAUUGCUACUGGUGGAAAACCGAGAACACUCAACGUAACUGGUAACGAUCUUGAUGGUGUAUGCUUGCUCAGAAGCCCUGAGGAUGGUAAUACUAUAGCAGAGAUAGGACAGGGAAAGAAUGUAGUCAUCGUUGGAACUUCAUUUAUAGGUAUGGAGGUAGCAGCUUAUUUAUCAGAUAAAGCAGCUAGUAUUACAGUCAUAGGUAGAGGGUCAGCACCAUACAAGGCUUCAUUAGGGGAGAAAGUAGGCAAGGCAUUGCAGAAGCUUGCUGAAUCAAAAGGGGUCCGAUUUGUAAUGGAGAACGGUGUGUCAGAGUUCAAAGGUGAAGGGGGCAGACUGAAGAAGGUCAUCCUCAAGGACGGCCAGACGAUAGCUGCAGACGUCUGUGUCUUAGGAGUAGGCGUUACCCCGGCAACAGACUUCCUCAGUGAUAGUGAAUUAAAGAUGACAGAUCGAGGGGCAGUGUGUGUAGACAAGUACAUGAAGACCAACAAGACUAAUAUCUAUGCAGCAGGAGAUAUUGCAUCAUUUCCUUUAGCAAUGGCUGAGAACAGAGAGGUCAAUAUAGGUCACUGGCAGAUAGCUCACGCACAUGGUCGUGUAGCAGCACUCAAUAUGCUAGAUCAGAAAGUUGAGAUGGAAACAGUCCCUUUUUUCUGGACUCAGAUUUUCGGCAAAAGUGUCAGAUAUGCAGGAUUCAAUGAAGGCUUUGAUGAUGUUGUUGUUACUGGUGACCUAGAUGAACUCAGAUUUGUAGCUUACUACAUCAAGGACGACAUUGUUGUUGCCAUGGCCAGUAUGAACUCUGAUCCUAUCGUCUCACAGUUUGCCGAGGUGCUAGCAAGCGGGAGAGAACUAAAUAAAUCAGAAAUACAGUCUGAUCCUAGUCAAUGGUCAAGUAAGUUAUGAAAUCCCACCGAUCUCAAUAUUACUACACACCUCUAGCAUUAAGACAAACUCAAUCAACUGAGGAUCAUGGGCUGAUUGUCACACCCAAUAAUCCACUAUCGUAACCCAUCAGUAAUUAGCAUUAUUACUAAUCUAUAAGUAUGGAAGUGAAAGAUAUUGGCCUGUAUUCUGAACUGUGGUCAUCUGAAGUCACUGUUUAAAUUUGUAUUGCCAAUUGUGAGACAAAUGGAUCUAAAUUUAUUCAUAACUGUCUGGGAAUAAUCAGUUUAACUUAUUAAAGCAUACUUUUAUUUUCCAUGAGUAAAAAUUGUUUUUUUUGACACAGCUCAUUUAAUUACUUAAUUCAGAAGCCCCGAAAGUUUGAAAGGGGGAUCUAUUAAGGGCAUUGCAAGAAACUCACAUUCAUUAAGGGUAAGUCCCAAAUUCAAGCAUAAAUCCUUGAUUAAAUACAAAUUUGUAGUUGAUUUGCAGUCAACUGAAAUUAAACUUUCUUGUAAUGCUUCCUUAUACUUUAAAAUUUGGGGACUUUUGCUUGAUUUGCAAUUGAAGUGAACUUUCUUACAAUGCCCUGUUAUUAGCUAUCAUGAAGAGUAUGUACAUUAUUAAUUAUCUUUUCACACAAGUUUGUUCUCAAUAUCUUAUGUAUUAAAGUUGUGAAAGUUGUAUAAUUAAAACAAGAGUCAAAAGUAAAUUCUGAUGUUGGAUUUUGUGGUUUUCAAUCAACCUUCUCAGAUAUCAUUUUUACUGUACCUUGACCUCAUCCCAUUCUACUAUGUGAUCAUUGGUUUAUUCCCUAUCUGUGCUGUCAAAUAUUCUUUAGAUGAACAAAAUUGAGACCAAAGUUUAAUUUAUUGAAUUCUGCAAUGUACUAUAUUAGAUUAUGUUAUGAAUAAUGUAUUCUACUGUAUACUGUACUAUACAAGGAAAAAUAUAUGGAUUUAAUGAUUCUUUUUAUUAAAUGUGUUCAUGAAGGGCACGUGUGGAAAUUAAUUUGCAAACCUCAAGUUGUUUUUGAGAAACAAUUACUAGUACUGCUGUAGAGCUGACACUAUUUAAAGUUAUAUAUAUAUUCAAUCAUUGCAUUAUAAGAAGAAAACAAAUAUUUUCUUAUCGUGUGAAUAAUGUUAGGGUCUGAACAUCUAUGCAUGCAGAACACUUAGAAUGAAUGUCAAGUUGUCCAUUUCAAAUACAUGUAUUACUAUUUGAGCAUUUUUUAUUUACUAUUCUACCCCUCACUCUCUCUUUCGUUCUCCCCAUCUUUGUCU